Molecule: messenger RNA, 1068 nt
Organism: Drosophila hydei
Lineage: Eukaryota; Metazoa; Arthropoda; Insecta; Diptera; Drosophilidae
Product: thioredoxin domain-containing protein 17
Exons: 2
Coding region: 460-882 (140 amino acids)
Cellular component (GO): cytosol
Molecular function (GO): protein-disulfide reductase [NAD(P)H] activity
Source: RefSeq, a predicted model, not a curated record
CAUCUGCUCAAACUUAAACACAUAUACAUAUUUACAUAUACAACCAAUCUUAUCUUAUCACAUUCGCUUAUAUGUGUCACAAAAAAUUUUCGAAAAUAAUUUCAAAAAAUUUUUUUUUCAAAUUGCCGCGCAAUGCCUUGCACAAUGCACAUUGCCAACUAUUGUGAAGAGGCUUAUAUACAGUAUUAAAUGCACAAUAACGCACCAGUUAACUCCAAAACAAAAAAUACCAAUAUAAGGCUAGUAUGUAUGUGUGACCGCACAACUGAAAAUAAUAAAUUGCCGGCAAGUCUAAGUGCCCCUUUGUUUUUGUUGUUGCUGUCGCUGGUAAAUUAGACCUAUUUGGUGGCUGUAAAAGCAGCCAGGUAUAAAGCUUAUCAGAAACAAAGAAAUCUUAUCGUACAAUCAGUAAGUAAGUUAACCAACAAGCAAUUGAGCGGAGCCGCACCAAGCAAUAGGAUGCCACAAUACGUGCCAAUAACGGGCUACGAGCAACUGGAGGAUGCACUGAAAGUGCACGCCAAGAACAACUGUCUCAUCUAUAUGUAUUUCUUUGGUGAGAAGGACAGCAAGGGUCGUAGCUGGUGUCCUGACUGUGUGGCGGUUGAGGAUGCGGUGGAGACGGCAUUUCGCGAAUAUUCCCAUCCAAAUUCGUUGAUCUAUACGGUUGACGUGGGCAACCGAGCCGCCUGGAAGGAUAAAUCACCAGCUAAUAAAUUUCGCUUGUCGCCCUACAAUCUUACCGUUAUACCCGCGCUCUUGCGCUGGAACAACUCGGAGCGUUUAGAUGGCGAUCAGCUGCUGAGGCCCGAUAUGCUCAAGCUCUUCUUUGAGGAGGCGAAGUCGCAGAGCUCCACCGACAAAACAAUUCCAUGCAAAUAGUGAAUAAGCCGCAAACCUACUGUAAUUGACCGCUAGCCAGGGUUGCGUGUAUAUGUGUGUGUACGAGUAUGCGAAUGCAUGUGCGUGCGUGUGCCUGUGUGCGUGUACAUGAAGAGAGCACAAUAAACAUGCUGUUGAGUGGCACUCGGUUAGCGAGUGAAACUCAAUGGCCAUAGUAAAACUCAA